Messenger RNA from Xiphophorus couchianus (Monterrey platyfish), 2270 nucleotides. It is a transcript of the gene runx2a, whose product is annotated as RUNX family transcription factor 2a. Lineage: Eukaryota; Metazoa; Chordata; Actinopteri; Cyprinodontiformes; Poeciliidae. The record is from RefSeq and is a predicted model, not a curated record. Gene Ontology annotation, molecular function: RNA polymerase II cis-regulatory region sequence-specific DNA binding; DNA-binding transcription factor activity, RNA polymerase II-specific; ATP binding. The coding region runs from base 1344 to 2270 and encodes 308 amino acids. Gene Ontology annotation, biological process: ossification; hemopoiesis; regulation of cell differentiation. The transcript has 6 exons. Gene Ontology annotation, cellular component: nucleus.
UCUAAUUUUGUCAGCUACUUCUAUGGCUAAAUCUAAAAUAUACCGUGAAAUAUAUUUAAAUUUUCCUUUUGUUUACUUCUGAAAAUAUCAGAACCUGCUAAACAAACUGUAUUUUCUUCUUCAUUGUUUGUGCUUGUUGACAUAAGAUUUAGAUAAAGUAAAAAAUUGUGUUUGCUACAUAGAAUUGGAUAUGUUUAUUGAGAAGUGUAUGUAUUAUUUGAACUAUUGACAUACAUAACUGACGCAUUUGUUUCUCUACUUUAUACACAUUUGUUCGACAGGGUUUCUGCAGAUUUCACUGAAUCAAACUCAAGACAUUUUAAGACCAUUAUGAAUGAAACUUAAGACUUGUACCAUGACAGAAAUGCAUAAAGGAAAAUAGCAUAUUUUGCGAUGUUCUCUACAGCUUUAAGCAGCACAGUGCCCAGUGAGCCACUGGCAACAAUGAACGCCAUCCAGCCAACUGCCCAUAAAUUUGCUCUUAUCCAUAAAACGUAACAACCUAUUUAGCUAUCAAAGGUUUAAUACCAGCGAGUUAGCGGUAGCCUCAGCUGAGUCGAGUCACACAACGCAAUGAAAAUAGCACUGCCACAGCAAAAAUUAAGAUUUGUGAUUAAUGUAUUUAAGGGCAACUUUUUAAAUUAAUUUAAGAUAUUUUAAGGCCUUAAUUUUAGGUACCCAAACAUAAGACCUUUUCAGGAUGAGCAGACUGCCUGGUUUAAACUAAAGAUGAAGAAAAAGUUUCAAAGACAAACAUAUUCACUUUAUCUUGAAAACUUAAAAUAAAUAAAUAAAAGCUUUUGACCUAAACCUGAAGCUAUUCUGUUCAACUACAUUUUGAAAAUUAUUAUUGCUGGAACCAUUGUUAUUCUUCCAAUCCACUGUGAUCAGUUGUAUAAGUCAAGUCCAUGAAGCUUGAUUUAUGCUUGAAGCGAAUGCUGCGCUGCACGGUCAAGUUGUGUCAUUUCAGCAGCUAUGCCCCCUCUGUGCGGUCCAAAUUUUCCGUAACGUGCAUCUGUGAAAUUUUGCGACUACGCUGACAGUUCUGUGCAGGAAAACAAGGCGGACGAGGAGGAACUCCUCCUGGUGGAGAUUCGCAAAGACAGACAUCUUAAUGAUUCAGCCCAUAAAGACAAUAAUACUACCACACUCAAAACGUGUCGCCUUGUUGCUGCUAACAGCGAUUUUUUCUUGGGAACACCAGACGACCAUCAACAUUAUCACAUAAUCAUGUAUCAAAGUGAAGAGUUGAGGACUGGAUUUAGCUCUGUGACAACAUUAACCAAAAUAUCACCCAGUUUGAUUAUUACUGUGGCUUUUUUUCUUUUGUUCAACAGAUUUUCAUGGCUUCCAACAGUCUGUUCAGCAGCACUAGUCCCAUGUUGUACUGGGAUACUGUGGGAAAAUGCCGGCAGGUUCCAUCCCCUAAACCUCACCAACCGGAAGAGCCGGAGGUGAGGGUGCCGUUGCAGCAGCAUGGCGCAGCAUCCCAGAGAGGCUUGGUGCACACUGACAGCCCAAACUUCCUCUGCAGCAUCCUGCCACAGCACUGGAGAUGCAACAAGACCCUGCCAAGAGCUUUCACUGUAGUUGCUCUGGGUAAUGACGUGCCAGACGGCGUGGUUGUUACAGUGAUGGCUGGCAAUGAUGACAACUGCAGCGCUGAGCUACGCAAUGCCACAGCGACAAUGAAGCAAGGUUAUGCCCACUUCAACGAUCUAAGGUUCAUUGGUCGCAGUGGCAGAGGUAAAACUUUCACGCUGUCGAUCAACGUGCUGACCUCUCCUCCUCAAAUAGCCACUGUACACAGAGCCAUUAAGAUCACUGUGGAUGGACCUCGACUCCCGAGACGUGAGAGACAGAAGGAGAUGAAAUCAGGAAUAUUCCGGCCUCCCAGGAGUAUCGGCAGUGCUGCUCCAUUAGACCGCAGAUCCUUUUCCUCCUCCUUGUGGAACAACGAAUCAUCAUUUCUUGGUCAGGUGACAUCUCUGACAUCCUCCUUCACUUCAGCUCCAAGACUGCACCACCUGCCCACGGUCCCCUUCUCCGCCCACGCCCCUCCAUACAGCUCCUACUUGUCUUCUGCUGCGUCUGUUCCCCCUCCACUAAGCCACAGCGGCCAGUUCCAGCCCAGCAGUUUUUACUAUGGGUCGAACCAACCGCUCCAAAGCACAGGGGAGGACCGCAACGUUGCUGCAGCUAUGGCCAAUUACAUGGAAGGGGCGUGUCUUACCAUGAGAGGGGAGGAGCCUGUCUGGAGGCCUUACUGA